AUGUUGAUUUAUGAUUUAAUCACUAGAGUAAUCUGAUAAGAAGUGUACUUUUUAAGAUACUUGUUGAAAAUCUGGUGAUCUUUGAUCUUUGACUGUGUUCUUGAGAAUUCCUUAAUAUCAAUUGCAAGUCUUAAUUCGCAUAUAUCUAUUAUAUUUCUUCUUUAUUUUUCCUUUUCGUGUCUGUGUUGGCCAUUCGAUAUAUAAUCUUAAAUAGUCAUGUCUGAUUCAAUUGAUCGUGUUUUUGUGAAGGCGAUCACCACUAUAAGAGCAUUAUCAUCUCGUUCUAAUUAUGGAUCUUUACCCCGCCCACCAGCAGAGAAUCGAAUCAAAUUAUAUGGACUUUACAAACAAGCUGCAGAAGGUGAUGUGGAAGGAGUUAUGCCUCGACCUGUAGGGUUUAGCUUGGAAGAUGAAGGUGCUAAAAAGAAAUGGGAUGCAUGGAAACGAGAGGAAGGUUUAUCCAGAACUGAAGCUAAAAGACAAUACAUAUCUUUUUUAAUUGAAACCAUGAGAGUAUAUGCUAGUGGCACAUUGGAAGCUAGGGAAUUAUUGAGUGAAUUGGAAUAUCUUUGGGAUCAAAUCAAGGAUUUACAAUUUAGUCCUGAAGAUGAACGUGAAAUACAUAUUCCUAAUCCUCCACAAUCUCCUCUGUUGUUAUCCGAACGAUAUUCAACCGCUACACCACUUCCUUUACCUAGUAAUUACUCUCUUUCAUACAACCACCAACCACAGCAACAUCAGCAACAACAACAACAACAACUGCAAUAUCGUAGUAAUUUACAGAAAAUUUAUUCACAUUCUAGAAGAAGUACCAUGUUAUCAUUAAAUGAAUACGUUCUGCAACAAAGACAAACAGGAAAUCAAGUAGGAGAUGGUGUUACUUCGGGUGCACCUCCAGUUGCUACAUCUGUAUUCUCCUUACCACCAGGUUCAUUAUCCCGUCACCAUGAAACUGGACCAGAACAAAAUAAUUCAUUGGAUGAUUUUAAAGUAUGGCAAGGAGAAAUUAAUAUGGUUAUUAAUAAAUUAUCUCGGGAAUUUUUAAAUUCCAAAGCAUCGAAAAAGUAUAGCUACCGUGGAGCACAUAUUACCACUACAGAUUCUGAGAAUUCACUGGAUUAUAUUGAAGAUCCAAGAAAAAAAAUUCAGAGAAGAAUUAUACAUUUAUUGAAAAUUGUUGGUGUUAAUAUAUUGAAGUUCUUUAAGAAUUUCUCAAUUAGUAUCUUAGCAGUACUUUUCUUAACUUGGUGUAUUAAAAAGAAUGUAAUCGUGGAGAGAACAAUAGUUAAACAACCAGCAAUGAACAAUAGGCAUAAUAAGGAGUUGGUGAUUAAUAUGGUGUUAAAUAUGGAUGAGAAUAAGUGGUUCAUUAGAUUGUUAAACUUUGUGAAUAGCUUUGUUGGAUUUGUUUAG
Messenger RNA from [Candida] anglica, 1413 nucleotides. The record is from the annotation of a GenBank genome assembly. NCBI's taxonomy places the organism in Eukaryota, Fungi, Ascomycota, Pichiomycetes, Serinales, Debaryomycetaceae.